CUUCGGUGAGGUUCGGGACUGGAGCUCUGAAACGGCGGUGUAGCGAAGGGUGUGUGUUUCGCCUAUCGCGUCGCGGAUACGGUGAUCUUCUGCCAGUAUUAGGUUCGUUUAAGUUGCUGCAGAGAGCUACUUUUCUACAACUUCUGUUAGCUGCCCCGUUGGCACAGUAUCUGAGCGGUUUCCGUUCGUACACAAUAAUAGCUGCUUUGCAUUUGAGGAGAUGGUUCCUGUGCAGCAACAGCAAACACAGCAACAGCAAACACAGCAACAGCAAACACAGCAACAGCAAUCACAGCAACAGCAAUCACAGCAACAGCAGCAGAGGCAGCCAGUGUCUGAAUACCAGACCUGUUGGCAGGGCACACUUCAAUGGGUAGAAAAGAUAGAAAAUCCUACCAAUAUUAAUGAAAUACCAUGUCAAAUUUCAAUGCACCCAGAAGAUAAACAAGAUUGGAAUGCUGACACAUGGCCUCAGAAACUAAUCAUGCAGUUGGUGCCAAAACAACUGAUGGCAGUUAUUGAUGGAUUUGUCCUGUACAAUUCAAAUCCUCUGCACUUCCAUCCACAGAAUUGCAAAGCCCUUGAAUCUGUGGUCAAAAUUAUGCGUUAUGGUUUUGCGGGCUGUGUUUAUUUCAAGAGCAUAUCGCCAGAGGCAGAAAGUGACUUGAAAUAUGUUAUCCUUUUGUACAUAUCAGACCAGCAUGAAUUCGUGGGAUUUAUCCCUAAGAAUCAGACAACGUUAUUAGACAAUCUCAGUCGUGCCCUAAAGCAAAAAAUGCCAAGCCUGAUAUUGAGAAAUCAUUCCCAGGAGUUGGUUCUUGUGAAACGGCAUACACAGCAACAAGAACAAGAACAACAGCAACAACAACAGCAACCACAGCAACAACAACAGCAGCAACAGCAGCAGCCAGAGGAGGAACACCAGACCCUCUGGGAAGGACUUCUAGAGUGGAUAGACAGGACACAAAGUCUCAACGAUGCUGAUCAAGUAAUAAGACAUAUACCGUGUCGAAUUUCAAUAAAACCAAAGGACGGUGCACCAGACUUGAAGGCUGACUCAUGGCCUCAGAAACUAAUCGUGCAGUUGGUGCCAAAAGAACUGCUUGGAGUUGUUGGUGGUAUUUUUCUUAAAAAUUCAAAUCCUCUGCACUUCCAUCCAGAGAACUGUGAAGCUCUUGAAUUAUUGACCGGAGCUUUGAGUUCUGGAUAUGCGGGCUAUGUCCAUUUCAAGAGAAUGACGCCGACGUCAGAGUGUGACGUGAAGGCUGUUGUCCUUAUUUACGUGUCAUUGAGGAAUGAAUAUGUUGCAUUAUUCCCUAAUGAUGAUCCAGCAUAUAUGGCAGGUGUCCAUAGUACCAUAAUGGCAUCGGGGCCAAGCCAAGCAGAGUUGAUUGAUCUUCAGAAGACAGCAGAGUGGAAUGCCAUGCAGCUCUCCAAAGCCUUGGGCUCUUCUAGCCCGGUUCGCAACAUUCAACGCAACUCCCUGCUAGCUCACUUCUCUGGGCUGCCUCAGCCCCCCACAGUUCACCGCACUGGAAGCCCUCGUUCUCAGUCACCAGAGCAGGAUCAACAAAUACUACUUGCGCAACAGCAGCAAUCUCAGCAGGAGCAGCAACAGCAAGGUCCAGGAGGCACUAUUCAAGAUUGUCAGGCAGCAGGAGGUCCUGGUCCUCAACAGCCGCCAAUUGAUAACAUGGAAGUUGGUCAACAGGAAACCCUUCUUGAGAGCCAGCUGCGUGGCGAGGAAAUGAAAACUGAGCUGGAGGAAGAAAUGCAAGAAAAGUCCCAACUUGAGGAACUUGAGCGAGAGCAGCAGGAACAGCUGGAGGCUCAACUGCGAGAAAUGUCUCUACAGCAGCAGAGUGAGGUGACACCACCGGCUCUGCAGCAGCGAGAGCAGCAGGAACAGCUGGAGGCUCAACUGCGAGAAAUGUCUCUACAGCAGCAGAGUGAGGUGACACCACCGGCUCUGCAGCAGCGAGAGCAGCAGGAACAGCUGGAGGCUCAACUGCGAGAAAUGUCUCUACAGCAGCAGAGUGAGGUGACACCACCGGCUCUGCAGCAGGAUGAGAAGAGUUCCUGGCACCAUGUUUUCUGAAGCAUUUGAGUGAAUACUGUAUCACCAUGUAUUUCAUCAGUGUCAAAUAGUUUCUUGUUCAUUUUGAGCAACCUUACUGCUUUGCCCAAUUUCCGAGUUUCAUUAGGAGUUUGGGCAAAGAGAAGUUCAAUGUGUCUUGAAGUAUUAUAUCGUCAGGGUUCAGCAAUCCACACUUCAUUACUGAACAGCUUUAUUCCUCUGUGUGAAGACACUUCCUAAAUAUAUUGUCAGAACUAUAGGUGGUGAAGAAACUAAAGCAAUUUUUUACUCAUUCUUUGCUUUAAAAAAAUCUGUUUCAUUAUCUUUGUUAUCUGUUUUCAAACUACUGUGUGAUACUAUGUUGUAGUUUACUUUUCAUGACAAAAUGACACUAUCAUCUCUCUGACAGUGCAGUAGUUCUCUCUCUCUCUCUCUCUCUCUCUCUCUCUCUCUCUCUCUGAUCUGAAGAAUACAGUAACAAAUCUAACAUUCAUAAUUUUGACAAAUAAUGAAUUUUCAAAAGAGGACAUAGAAAUGUUGAGGAAAACAGGAGUUGGUAUAGAGCGUGUAGUCAAACAGGAAGAUUAAAAAGUUUGCACAAACUAGAGGAUUAAACAAAGUACUUUGACAUGAAUCUAGCAUACAUAAGUGGCAGUUAAGAGUUUAUCCUGAAAGUUAUCAUUUUUUAAUAUGGUUUCACUCAGAUGGCAUCUUUGAUCUUGCACACAUUGUUGGAGGCUCCACCUUCAGUGCAGUGUCAUUCAUUUCUUGGCAAAUUUCCUCUUUCAGAUCAUUUCUGAUUCUUGAAUGGUUCUCUUGGAAAACUGUAGACUUGAGGUAACCCCAAAGAAAAAGGUCUGGAGCCAAUAAACCUGAUGAAUUAGAAGGCCACUGAAUAUUGCAAUUUUUGCUGGUGAGAUGACCAGGAAGAGUGGGUCCAAGUAAACCGUUAAUACUGUAGCAGUAUGGCUUGUUGCACCUUCCUGCUGGAACUGUGUUUCAUCUGGAUCAUUAGCAUUGAGUUCAGGAAGAGAAAAUAUUACUGAUAAAUAUUUUCUUGGGUUUGGCUUGUUUCUCUUCAUACUUAUUGAUACACAGUUUAGUUCAAUGAUAGGCUUUGCAAACUUUAGCACAUUUCUGUCACCUGUAAUUGAAAAUUGCUCAGUCCUUUUACAAAUAUCAAUAAUCGAUAAAAUAACCAUACAUAUUGUGAGGCUCACUGCAAACUUUGCCACAUUGACUCAUAGUAACUGUACAUUUUAACUACCAGUUAUUGACUUACUAACAACGUGACUGUACUAACUGAAUACCAACUGCAGGCUGACUAAAAAUUACACGAUGAUACAUAGAUUGUUUCAGAUUGUUUUCGUAUUUUGACUGACAGAAGCUUUGUACAUGAAGCCUGUUUGUAGAUGUUGUACGAAAGAAAUUUACAAAUUGGUAAACUAUUAAGCUGUUACAUUUGAUAUUAACAUAGAAGACAGGAACAUUAAAAGGGACAAAUAUACAAUAGGCAGAGAAAUAAGUUUGUUUACCCAAAAGGUGUAUAAUUAAAAAAUGACAGAAUUACCGGUAGUGUUUUAUGAGACAGCAGUUCAGUGUGGAAGCGGAUUCCCUGUGUUCACCAAAAGUUUCUAGAAAGUGAAAUUUUCUAAAUUGAAUAAGUAGCAUAUUAACAGCUUAUCUAAGUGGCAGUAUACAUUUUUGGUAACAGAAAAAUCAGGACUACAAAACUAUAGCACUGGAUAUUUUGGAAAAAAAUUCAUUUUAAGAUUUGAACACUCUGGAACACGAAAAUUAUGAAUACGAAUAAAUUUUGAAAUAAUGCAUUUUCAGAAAGAGUAAGACAUUUGUUGAAAAGAGGAGAAUGAGGGCUUUUGAUUGAGUAUUGCAAUCCAAAAACAAACAGUUUUUAUCACUAUAGAAUUCUGAAAUGCACAAGUCCUAUAGGUAUCAUAAAUUAUGAAUAUUUCUUUAAAUAAAUGUUUCCAUGAGAACUAAAUAUAUUGUUAGCAUCAGUAGUAUGAAAACUAUCAUGUGAAUAAUAAAGCUUUAUGAAAUGUAGCAUGAAUAAGAAAUUAGUUACUUUAUGGAAAUAUUGUAUAUGUGCCAGUAGUGAAAAAAUAACAGAAGAGGAAAAAUAAUCUGUUGAAAUCCAGAGUAGUUCAAUAACAAGUAGGAUGAGCCCACCUUACCCUAUUAUACACUGCUUCUCAACAGAAGUAAGUUGUAAAGUAGAAUAGUAGAUAGUAAAUAGUAAAGUAGGAUAGCUGACUUCAGACUCAUUGAGAUAGGCAUGUGCAUGAAUAUUUUCUCUUCUGAUUUGCUGAAACAUACUGUAGCCAUUCAACUUCAUAGUUUUUUAUGGAUAACCCAUAAUGUACCUCCCUCACCAGUACCAACUCUGUAUUGACUGAAAUCAAUUUACAGAAUUUGUAUAUCCUGAAAAAUAAAUAAA
Molecule: messenger RNA, 4535 nt
Organism: Schistocerca nitens (vagrant locust)
Lineage: Eukaryota; Metazoa; Arthropoda; Insecta; Orthoptera; Acrididae
Product: mediator of RNA polymerase II transcription subunit 25-like
Exons: 14
Coding region: 221-2098 (625 amino acids)
Biological process (GO): positive regulation of transcription by RNA polymerase II
Cellular component (GO): mediator complex; transcription regulator complex
Source: RefSeq, a predicted model, not a curated record